AGAGAAGCCCCAGCCUCCCACCCGCACACAACUCCUCUCCUCUCUGCACCAGAAAGGAGCAAUCUCAUCUCUCCUUGUCUUUUAUGUCCUCGCUCACUCUCUGUCAGUUAGUGUGUGUACUCAGAAUGAGGUUAGCAGCACCAGCAGCAGCAGUAGAUAGAGACAGCAGAGGCACAGUUACUGCAGCAGCCAGGAGAGGCUGUCCUUCAGCUGUGCACCAUCUACUGCUGCAUUCACCCCUGCCCUGAGAACACAACGCUCAUUCCUCUGCUCUCUCUCUCUCUGUUUCUUCCUGCUCCUUCUCUUACCUCUCUGAAUUCAUUUCUGGAAUUCGACACCCUCUCUUUUCUUCCUCUUUCUCUGUAGCAGUGAUGGGGAGGACCACCACGUAGAGACCGAGAGGCAACAAAGGCAAAAGCAGAAGAGCAGUAAUGGGAAGCCACACAUGGAGCGGGUCUGGACUGCAGCCGUGGUGAGCCUGAGAGCUACAGGACCUGAGACCAUCAUCAUUGCCCUCCUCAGGACCUAACCACUUGGGCUGUCCAGCACCUGGAUGCUCCCCAUUUGUGAUUUGCCACCCCCUUUCCUUCCCCUGUACCGUUGCUCUCUGUCCUGGACUUUAGUUUUCUUUUUUUUUAGUGUCAUUUUUGGUCUGUUAAAAUAAAAAACAGGCGUCUCAUCCUUGGAUUUUUUUUUCUUUUUGUACUAAUCUUUAUCCCCAAGAAUUACUUGCAUUUUCUUCUUUUUUUUAGUCAUCAUUGCCUUCUUGAAAUUAUUUUUAGAUUUUUUUUAAAAAUCAGACUGAGCUCUGUUGUGCAAUUUUUCUUCAAUAAGCAAUAACAAACACUAAUCCAACUGACUUGAAAGCUGACACAAUGGGGGACAUGUCCAAUAGCGAUUUUUAUGCCAAGAACCAAAGAAAUGAGGACAACCAUGCGGCUGGCUUUGGCUGCUCUGUUAUGGAGCUGCGAUCGUUGAUGGAGCUUCGUGGCACAGAGGCAGUGGUCAAGCUCCAAGAGGACUAUGGGGCAGUGGAAGGACUGUGCAAGCGACUGAAAACCUCACCCACUGAAGGUCUUGCAGGUGUUCAAACGGACCUGGACAAAAGAAGAGAACUAUUUGGUAAAAACCUGAUACCUCCAAAAAAGCCAAAAACAUUUCUACAGCUGGUAUGGGAAGCACUGCAGGAUGUCACCCUCAUCAUCCUGGAGAUCGCUGCUCUAAUAUCCCUGGGCCUCUCCUUCUACCACCCUCCCGGGCAGACCGGUGGAGAUGCAUGCGGUGCAGCAGCCGGUGGAGUGGAGGAUGAGGGUGAGGCAGAUGCAGGCUGGAUCGAGGGUGCUGCCAUCCUCUUGUCCGUAGUGUGUGUAGUUCUGGUGACAGCCUUCAACGACUGGUCGAAGGAGAAGCAGUUCCGUGGACUGCAGAGCCGCAUCGAGCAGGAGCAGAAGUUUCAGGUGGUCCGUGGAAGCCAGGUCAUACAACUGCCUGUUGCCGACAUUGUAGUUGGGGACAUUGCACAGAUUAAAUACGGUGAUCUGCUUCCUGCUGAUGGAGUGUUGAUCCAGGGCAAUGACUUAAAAAUUGAUGAGUCAUCGCUGACUGGAGAAUCCGAUCACGUCAAGAAGUCCGCAGACAAGGACCCCAUGUUGUUAUCUGGGACCCAUGUUAUGGAGGGGUCAGGACGUAUGGUGGUGACUGCAGUUGGUGUCAACUCACAGACUGGAAUCAUCUUUACCCUUCUUGGGGCUGGUGUUGAGGAAGAGGAGAAGAAAGAGAAGAAAGGAGAGGCAGUGGAGGAUGGACAUCAGAACACAGACUGCUCCCAUCCCCCAAACCACCCCAUUGCAACUAUAGCCACGGAUGGGGCUGCAGGCAUUAAUGCCCCUGGCACUGCCAGCCUAAUUAAUGGUAAAAUGCAAGAUGGCAAUAUGGAGAGCAACCAGAUUAAAGUGAAGAAGCCGGAUGGAGCAGCUGCCAUGGAAAUGCAACCUCUGAAGAGUGCUGAAGGCGGGGAGGCCGAUGAGAAGGAGCGGAAAAAGGUGUCAGCUCCAAAGAAAGAGAAGUCUGUGCUCCAGGGGAAGCUGACCAAACUAGCUGUCCAGAUCGGCAAAGCAGGUUUGCUCAUGUCAGCCAUUACUGUAAUCAUCUUGGUCCUGUAUUUUGCCAUCAACAACUUUGUGAUGGAAAAGCGUCCUUGGAUGACAGAGUGUACUCCCAUCUACAUCCAGUAUUUUGUGAAGUUUUUCAUCAUUGGUGUGACUGUGUUGGUGGUGGCUGUUCCAGAGGGCCUCCCACUGGCUGUGACCAUAUCCUUGGCAUACUCAGUCAAGAAAAUGAUGAAAGACAACAAUCUUGUGCGUCACCUGGAUGCUUGUGAAACAAUGGGCAAUGCAACCGCCAUCUGCUCCGACAAGACAGGCACGCUAACCACCAACCGCAUGACAGCCGUGCAGUGUUAUAUAGGAGAUGUGCACUACAAAGAAAUUCCAGACCCUGGUGUAAUCCCACCCAGAUCCCUGGAUUUACUGAUCAACGCCAUUUCUAUCAACAGCGCCUAUACCACGAAGAUACUGCCCCCAGAUAAGGAAGGUGGUCUACCCAAGCAAGUUGGAAACAAGACAGAAUGCGGACUCUUGGGAUUGGUCCUGGACCUGAAACGGGACUACCAGCCAAUAAGAAACCAGAUCCCAGAGGAGAAGCUUUAUAAAGUCUACACCUUCAACUCUGUCAGAAAAUCAAUGAGCACUGUAAUCAAACUUCCUGAAGGGAGCUUCCGAAUGUACAGCAAGGGAGCCUCUGAAAUUGUUCUCAAGAAAUGCAGUCACAUUCUGAAUGAAGUUGGUGAGGCCAGAGUUUUCCGGCCUAGAGACAAGGAUGAGAUGGUGAAGAAGGUGAUUGAGCCCAUGGCCUGUGACGGUCUGAGGACCAUCUGUGUGGCGUACCGUGACUUUGCCAGUGAUCCUGAGCCCAAAUGGGAUGAUGAAAACAACAUCCUCACUGACCUUACAGCCAUCUGCGUUGUGGGAAUCGAGGAUCCUGUCAGACCAGAGGUUCCCGAUGCUAUUCAGAAGUGUCAGCGUGCAGGCAUCACUGUACGCAUGGUGACAGGUGACAACAUAAACACAGCCAGAGCCAUAGCCAUCAAGUGUGGCAUCAUCCAUCCAGGAGAGGAUUUCCUCUGCAUUGAUGGCAAAGAGUUCAACCGGAGGAUCCGUAAUGAGAAAGGCGAGGUGGAACAGGAGCGUAUUGACAAGGUGUGGCCUAAACUCCGAGUCCUGGCCAGAUCAUCCCCAACAGAUAAACACACACUUGUCAAAGGAAUUAUUGACAGCACUAUGGCAGAUCAGAGGCAGGUGGUUGCUGUGACAGGAGAUGGCACCAACGAUGGACCGGCCUUAAAGAAAGCUGAUGUCGGGUUUGCAAUGGGUAUCGCUGGUACAGAUGUGGCUAAAGAAGCUUCAGACAUUAUUCUCACUGAUGAUAACUUCAGCAGCAUUGUCAAGGCAGUGAUGUGGGGCAGGAAUGUGUAUGACAGCAUUUCCAAGUUUCUUCAGUUCCAGCUUACUGUCAAUGUUGUGGCUGUCAUUGUUGCUUUCACUGGAGCCUGCAUCACACAGGACUCUCCACUUAAAGCAGUGCAGAUGUUGUGGGUUAACCUGAUUAUGGACACUUUUGCAUCUCUGGCCUUGGCGACGGAGCCCCCCACAGAGGCCCUGUUGAGGAGAAAACCGUAUGGUCGCAAUAAGCCUCUUAUCUCCAGCACAAUGACCAAGAAUAUCCUGGGACAUGCCGUCUAUCAGCUCAUUCUCAUCUUUACACUGCUGUUUGCUGGUGAGAAAAUCUUUGACAUCGACAGUGGUCGUAACGCUCCUCUCCAUUCUCCUCCAUCCGAGCACUACACCAUCAUAUUCAACACGUUUGUAAUGAUGCAGCUGUUUAAUGAGAUAAAUGCUCGGAAAAUACACGGAGAGAGGAAUGUCUUUGACGGAAUCUUCAGAAACCCAAUUUUCUGCUCCAUCGUUUUUGGCACAUUUGCCAUACAGAUUGUGAUUGUGCAGUUUGGAGGGAAGCCAUUCAGCUGUCAACCUCUGAGCCUGGAAAAAUGGUUGUGGUGUGUUUUUCUGGGGCUGGGAGAACUGGUCUGGGGACAGGUGAUUGUCACCAUACCCAACAGCCACCUGCGCUUCCUGCGUCGGGCAGGCCAGUUGACUCACAAAGAUGAACUACCAGAGGAAGACGUAAACGAAGAGAACGAGGAGAUUGACCAUGCAGAGAGGGAAUUACGGAGAGGUCAAAUACUUUGGUUCAGAGGUUUAAACCGCAUCCAGACUCAGAUUGAAGUAGUCAACACCUUCAAGAGCGGCACCUCCUUUCAGGGGGCUGGGGCUCUGAGACGCCAGUCAUCCACCACCAGCCAGAACCAGGAUAUUCGAGUUGUGAAUGCAUUCCGUAGCUCCCUCUAUGAAGGCCUGGAAAAACCCGACUCCAGAACAUCCAUACACAACUUCAUGACACACCCUGAGUUUAGGAUAGACGACUCCACGCCUAGCAUCCCCCUCAUCGACGACACAGAUGAUGAUUCGGCCCGGAGGAGGACGAAGUACUCCAGCCAGCCUUCGUCUCCUAACAAGAACAACAAUGCCAUUGAUAGUGGCAUCAACCUUACCAUCGACAUCAGUAAAUCUGCCGCCUCCUCCAGCCCCGCCAGCCCUCUCCACAGCCUGGAGACCAGCCUCUAACCCCCGUCCUGAACGCCGCAGUGACCACUCACGUUGUUCCCUCAUGGUCCGGGAGCGCCUCGUCCAGCUCUCCCAUACCGUAAUUUGUUACUUCUACCACUGCUUGACACAUGGCCACUCAGUUCUCGCCUUCCCCUCCACCCAGCGCACCAUGUUUCACCACUGACACAGAUCUCGUCCAUCUCCCUCUUGUAAGCUAAAGCCAAUAAUGCUCUCGCUUCCGUUCAUCAUCGAGCGAAUCCUUGUGAAAUGACAAGAAUAAAAAGAAAAACACAAUCCAAAAAGCUCUGCAAAGCUACACGACCUACACAGCCAUCCUGCUUUUGUGGUUGCAUGUGUAUGGUGGCAGCCUUGAUGGUGUGUAUGACACUAUGCUUGUACCGGUUAGCAUGUACUGUAUAAACGUGCAGCUGUCUGCACGUUGCGUAUGAACUGUGUCCGCAGCGACACCUGGAGGAGGACGAGGAAGAGGGAGACUGCCGAGGAGUGCAGAGUGCAAACAGACUUUAUACUCUCCUUAAACUCCUUCUCUUCAAUAAUAACAUUGUUAACAGAGAUACAGUAAUAGUUUAAAUUAAAUUAAAAACCAUUGUUAUUAUUCUGAGUCUGAUUAUUCUUGUUAUUAUUCUUAUUGAUCCUGCAUGAAUGUACAUUACCCAAGUUUUAUUUAAAAAGGGUUUUAAUUUUAUUGGAGUUGUUUGGUUCUGAUGGGCUGAGCAUCGCAGCGGACUACACAUGUAAAGAAAGCUUCUCUGAGUCCUCCCUCCCUCCUCUGUGUGGCAUGAACAUGUACCGGACUCUUAAAUAAUUUUUUAAAAAACUCCAUAAGCAGAAAUGUGUAUCGAGGUGGUAGGGCUGAACUUGCACAGUAGUUUUGCACCUGAUGGAAAAAGAGAAAUGCAAAAUAUUAAUAAUAAUAAUGAUGAUGAUGAUAGCAUUUAUGGGAUAUAUUCUAUACAUAUAAAUUCAUAAAAUCUAUUUAGAGAGAGUUUAUCUUUGUUUGUUGGCAUGUUGCCUUGUUUCCGCUUCAAUGGCUUAAAUUACUUUGACUUAUUUAUGUCUUAAACAGAAUGUAAUUGUUUACAACCUCGUAGAGAUGAAUUUCCUGGUUUCUUAGAGGAGGUGAGCUCAGAAUUUUGUUGCUGUGUUAUUACGGGAAAAACCAUGUGCUGAAACUUGCCUGCUAUAUUGUCAAAUAAUGUAGAUAUUUUUAGAGGAUAAACGAGAAGAAACCAAAAUAUAAUGGGAUGCAUAGUACAGUACAUGUGGAAUCUUAGUAUUACUCUUUAUGAUUGUUGGGAUCUAAUAAGAGCGGCUUGCCUUUGGUUUUUCCUAACGAAGGCCUCCUUUUUAUGAGAGAGGAGGAUAUUUGAUUUGAUUAGAUUUUUUUAAAAUUAAUUAUGGUUUAUUUUUGCUUUGCUUUAAUGCUGACCUGGAGUCAGUGCUUGUAUAAAAGGUUGAUAUCAGGACCUUUUUAUUUAACUGUCGUCUAGGUAAACCUGCUUGUUCAAAGGACUUGAUGUUUUAAAGAUGUAUGUGACCAUCAAAAGGCUGCAAUCCAGUCAUUUUUAGAAAUUUGUUUCAAACUUGCAAUAUAUUGUGCUGAUAUUUUCUAAUUUAUUUUUGAUUUUUUUUUUUUUUAAGCUUCUUUUCAUCUAGACACAAGCAGCCCCUAAAUGCUGUUGGCAUUUUUAACAUCUAAAGAAAAAGGAAAAACUGAUUUAAAAAAAACAAACAAAACUAAUAACAACAAAAAUGGAAUGUUGCUUUGACUCUUUUUCUAUAUAUAUACAUAAAAGAUUUCCUGCACUAUCUGGUUAUGAAUGAAAACUUCUGUGGUGUAACUCUAGAUGUGCUUUUGUGUGUUUUAACCAAGCUUGUCUUCCUGCCGUCACAGAAUAUACAGUACUCUUAGCAUCUCAACUGUACUCACUAGUUGUAAACUAUUUAUUGUACUUUGACCAAUCAGACAUUAUCAGAAGUCGCAUACAGAAGGCACAUGUAUCCAUUUUUUUGCACUCAGAAGGACAAGGCCACUUAACUAGCCUCUAGUAUUAUUACUCUACCUAACCGAAGUCGGUGGCAAGCAUGAUGUCAUAAAGUAGGCUCAUUAUGCAACUUGAAGAAUUUUUUUUUCCGUUUUUAACAUAAAUUAAAAAUUAUUCUGUAGACAAUGUAAACAAUCAUUUCUCUGAGCAGCUUUAUCCUUUUUUGUUUGUUUUUGCAUCCUCCUCCUCCUCCUCUGUCAUUGUUCAGCCAAUCCGUUUAUCUGAAGAGGGUGCACAAGCUUUACUAGUCAGCUCAGGCAUGUCGAAAAACAUCUGAAUAAAGUCUGUCUUAUUUAAUUUGAAAGAAAACAGUCUGGGUUCUGAUAUUUACCUUAGAAGUUCUUAAUUUAUUUUGCUAUUUUUUCUGGUGUUUGCCUUUUUUGUUUGUCUGUAAAAAUUAAAAACGAUAAAUGAAACAAAUAAAAAAAACACAUAGAUAUGGCAUUUUCCGUAUAUAAAAAAAGACUUAAGCCAACAUUCUCGAACCAUUUUUACAUCGAGGAGGACUUUCAGCUUUAAGAAACUGAAGUUAAACUGAUUCUUGUAAAUAGAGUUAUGGGUCCACUGAGGACAGAAAUGUUGAAAACAUGAACUCCUCCUGAUUACAUCAUGCAACUCAAUGAGUCAUACUGAUGACGCAGCACUUUGGCUGUUUGUAAUCAAUCACCGCUCCUGUCAGACACACAUCCAAAUCAUAAUGUGUUGUAACGACCUGCCAUUAUGUUUAUGAUGACACCCAUCAUGAUGAUGAUAUCAAUGAUACUUUUUUUGCAAUAUACUCACCUGCCUCGAUGUACUGUAUUUAGCAGCAUGCAGUUUGUGGAACAAAGAAAAAGAGAAAUGCCAACAGAUAGCUUUUUGGCAUACUUAGCCAUUCAUGGGUAAGUGAAUUAAGUGUUCAUCUUGUUUUUAUGAUAUUUUUUUUAUCUAUACAAUAAUUGUAAAUAAAGAACUCAAUGUCUUUGUUCAUUUAAUACUAUGCAAAAAGUCAUGCUUUUCUGAUUGUUAAUCCCCUCAGUUGUAGAGUGUGUUGCUGGAAUGUUUGUGGUUUCAAAAAUCAGUAAAAAAUAAUGUGAUGUAAAUUAUUUUUUAGCCUGACAAAAAGUAAAAAUGAUGCUGAGAAUUCUUAGAAUACGGUGAAACGGAUUUUAUAGUGGUGAUGACUAUGAUGAUGGACUGUGACUCCUGCUGCUUGACUGACCCAUUUAUCACUCUACUUACAGGAGCACCAGUGAAAACAUAAUCAUCAUAUUACUAAUAACGGUAAUAAAAAGAAAACUCAUUUAAUAAAUUUCCCAGAGCAGCAUGACUAGCAUGGUGUGUCCUCGCCCCGUGUCACAUGUGCUGUUCUGAUUUUGUCGUGCCUCACUUUGACUUUGUUUUUGCUGUUUACUGAUUUAAGUUAAAAACAUCUCAGAUGUUUUACGGUUGCAAGUUUAUAAUUUGUGAAACUCUAAUCACGAUGAGGCAGCAUAGCAGCAUCUGAAGGAACAAAAAAGUGUCGUCUGAAAUUUUAUCUGUUCUCCUCGCCUCCCCUGCUUGUGUUACUUUGCAGAUCACACAUACAGUAGUUUAAGUGCUCAGAAUGGGCAAGAUUAGAAAUUAGUACAUCAGAUGUGCAUCAUAAAUUAGAGAGGUGUGAUGAAUUUAUGUCUGUAUUAGAUUAUAUUAGGAGUCCUAUAAAUUCAGUCAUGACAUCAUAUUUAAUCUGAAAAUUGAAUAGUUUUCUUUUCCUGGGAGCUGCAUACAUUUUACUGAGAACAAGGAGAUUUCUGUUUGUUUCUCAACAUUUUGAAUUUUACAUUAGAAACAAAUUUGAUAAAACGGUAAGAUCAAGAUUUGUUUUUUAUUGCCAGGUAGACAUCUGUUCAAUACCAACAAAACAAAAAACACAUAAAAGAAACACUAACAGAAACUAAUCAAAACAAUAUUAAUUGUAAUCCACACUAUGGAUAAAAAAUCAACUAUAAAACAUGCACCUGAAGCAAUAAUUAUAACUAACUAAAAACAUGAUUACCAAGAUCUAAUCACUUUCUGAGAGGCCAACGAAAGGGUUUUAUGCCUUGAUUAAGAAUGAAACCUAACUUUGACCAAAGGGGAAAAGUUGGGAAUGUGAAAGUCGUCAGUUCUUGAAUUACUUUUGUCUCCAGUUAGCUUUGCCAGCAAUAGACAACUGCCACAAUCCAGAGAAAAACUUAAGGUCCAACUCAUUGCAGUUUUAACUUGUGCAUAAACGCUGUUCCCGCUUAGCAGCAUAUAUGUAGUUAAUACACUCACAUUCUUCAACAAGUCAGCCAUGUUUAGAUGAGCCAUCAAUUCAGCAUUUGGAUGUGUUUAAUGAUCUGAGAGGUAAACUGUUGAUAAAAAUAAAUGAAUAAAAUUCUGAUGCUGACAAAUGGAGUACAUAAAACAUCUGAACCUGGUAAAGUGUGCAAUCAACUCUUUUCCUGGAUCCAGUGAGAAAGCUUUCCUGAGAGUUAUUCACUGACUCCAUCUCAGUCCCAUUUCCAGGAAGAACGUGUUAGAAGUUGACCAGCUAGUCAAACACAAACUUAGAGUAACACUUAGAGUGUUUCCAUUACAAAUGUUACUUUGUCGAUAUUCCGCUAAUAAAAUGCUUUAUGUGGGUGCUUCAUUACAGAAGCAAAACUUAAAUUGUUUCAAAAGGACAGUGGAGACAAAAAAUAAGAGCUUUAAAAAGGAAGAUUAAAUAAGGUUCAUGAACAGUGAAGGAAAUUAUUUUGUGUGAAAGAGGAGUCUACGUACUGUACAGUUCAGUUCAGGGACAUCCCUUUAAACCUUUCACUAGGGUGACAUUUUUUGUACUAAAAAUCCAUUUCUAUAAGUGAGUUCUUAUUUGCUGUAAAAACUCUUGGAAAAUACCACUUUUUUGUGUAAUUAAUGGACAUGACAUGAGUGUCACUCUUUAUUCAGAUUCAAAUUCAGUAAAAAAAAACAUUUCUAAUUUUUUUUAACCUUUUGGCUAUAUUCUUAUUCCCUUAGCCUCGUGUUAAUGUGACUAAAGAAAAUAUAGUUUCGCAAAUUGUACCAAAGGAAGCCCCUGUACUUGAAAUCCGUUAAUGACGCCUAUGUCACUAUAUGUCCACUGGAGGGCAGCACUUCAUCAGCCAUGUUUAUCACUGUCUUGCAUUACUUGUAAUCUCGGUUCUUGAAGUUGUUCCACUUUGUGUAUUCCUGUCCAAUAUGGCUGACAGAGAUGUUGAAUUAACCUUAAACUGAACUGCUUCCAUGCUGUUUUAAUGUUUGGUUUACCUUAUAUGACCAGUCAACAUUUAUAACAUUGACAGCAGGAUGUAUUUUUAGUAUCUUGAGUUCCUAAAAUACACACAGCAGCAAAAAGAUUGCCAAGUCCUGUAGAAAAAUUAAAUCAGCUAAAAACUGAUCAGCGAAGGAUUAUAGAAACUUCACAGUGAACCUCAAGCAGUUUAAGUUAUAUUCAAAAUCAAAUACAACAUUUACUUUAAUCUUGAAGGAUGACUCUGGACCACCGAGUCAUCUCUCAGUGUACCAAAGUAGACAAUUCUGUCAUUGUCUCUGGUUUCGGAAUGGAUUGACAUAAGAAUUGGGACACUUUUAGUCCUUGGCUUGAAACAUUUGGGUGUGCUGACUCUAAAAGCUCAGACUCCAACUGCAGUUCGCAUCUUGUGGCUCUGUCCCAAACUCUUGAAUGUAUUUUGGCUGAUAAUCUUCCAAAGACUAGUUUUUCCUGUUCUGCAGCACCCUUUCAAACAGUUUUUUCUUCCACUCAACCUCCUGUUAUUAUAAUUGGAUACAUUGUUGUGAACAACCAGCUCUUUUAGCAAUCAUCUUUUGUGGGUUACUACACCAUAGCACAUUUCUUUACUAAGAAUCCAUUUUUCUCUUGUUGUUUUAAUGUACAAUUUUUAAUUCAAAGAAACUGAAUUUUGUUUUGAUUAGCUGUAAACAGAAAUUGCAAAAGGAACAGAAAUAAAUGCUUGAUAUACAUCA
Molecule: messenger RNA, 10780 nt
Organism: Xiphophorus couchianus (Monterrey platyfish)
Lineage: Eukaryota; Metazoa; Chordata; Actinopteri; Cyprinodontiformes; Poeciliidae
Gene: atp2b2
Product: ATPase plasma membrane Ca2+ transporting 2
Exons: 23
Coding region: 876-4742 (1288 amino acids)
Biological process (GO): regulation of cytosolic calcium ion concentration; calcium ion transmembrane transport
Cellular component (GO): plasma membrane; postsynaptic density membrane; intracellular membrane-bounded organelle
Molecular function (GO): ATP hydrolysis activity; P-type calcium transporter activity; ATP binding
Source: RefSeq, a predicted model, not a curated record